AAGGUGCCGCAGUCUCGUCUGCUUCGGCCGGUGCUCGCCAUGGGCUCGGCUCCGCCCGCCUUCAUCGGGGCGGAGGAGGUGGAGAAGCACCUGCACCGGGCCAGCCUCCUGCUCCCGGGGCUGGAGGCCGCCCUGGCCAACUUCUCGGCGGGCGCGGCGGGGGGGGUGGCGCAGCCCCUGCGCACCGUGGUGCCGGUGCGGCGGCACGGCGGGUUCCUGGGGGUCAUGCCGGCUUACAGUGCCGCAGACGAUGCUCUGACAACCAAGUUGGUGACUUUUUAUGAGCACAAGAAGGAUUCCUCCGUCCCUUCUCAUCAAGCGACUGUCCUCUUAUUUGACCCCAGAAACGGUUCUUUAAAAGCCGUCCUAGAUGGCAGUGUGAUUACAGCAAAACGAACAGCUGCAGUUUCUGCGAUUGCUACUAAGUUGUUAAUGCCAGCUUUUGCAGAAGUGCUGUGCAUUUUGGGAGCUGGUGUUCAAGCAUAUAGCCAUUAUGAUAUCUUCAUGGAGCUGUUCACAUUUAAAGAGGUCAGGAUAUGGAAUCGCACCAAAGAGAAUGCGGUGAAGUUCGCUAAUUCAGUUAACGGUCCAGUGCAGGUCUGCUCUUCUGCUCAGGAGGCAGUUACUGGGGCCGAUGUGAUUAUAACAGUCACUAUGGCAACAACACCAAUUUUAUUUGGAGACUGGGUAAAACCAGGUGCUCAUAUCAAUGCUGUUGGAGCAAGCAGACCUGACUGGAGGGAACUGGAUGAUGAACUGAUGAAGAAUUCUGUGCUGUUUGUGGAUUCCAGAGAAGCUGCUCUUACAGAAUCAGGAGAUGUUAUAUUAUCAGGGGCAGAGAUUUUUGCUGAGCUGGGAGAGGUAUUGAAGGGUACAAAACCAGCCCUGCCUGAGAAAACAACAGUAUUUAAAUCGCUGGGGAUGGCGGUUGAAGAUACAAUAGCAGCAAAAUUUGUUUAUGACUCAUGGUCAGCUGGUAACUAAAGAGAAGCCUACAGUGCCAACGAGGCCAAGAAAACUGUUUGCACUUAGUUUCCUUGGAUCUUUUGUUAAUAAGAGGCACCAAUCCUAUCUGAAUGUGGCCCUUCUAGAACAUUCAAGAAUGAAAAGUAAAAUUUUAGCAGUACACUAAUUUCUACAGUAUUCUAAUGGCAAGUAUUAGAUACCUGCAGUGUUACUAAUAAAUGUAUGUCAUGUAAGAGCAAGUAUUAGAUGUUUGCAGUGAUACUAACAAGUAUUUUUACAUAUUUUGGUAUAAUUCUGGAAUCAAUGCUGUUCCUCCCUAAUUAUUUAUGUAGCAGAAAUCUGUAGGUGUAUUUUGUGUUUUUAGAGAGGUAAUUCAUACUGGAGUAAAAUACAUCGGUUCAGAGAAUGGACUCUGGCAUCCUGUUUACCUGUGAUAGUACUUUAAACACAACUGUGGGUUUCAGCGCUACUCUGACAGUAAUCUAGCCUUCAGUCUCUCCUGAAGGGAAUCCACCCCUGACUCCUGGCCACCCCCUCCCUUCCAGCUCGGACUGGGAUCUGGAAGUCACUGUCCUUACUUUCAGCCCCUCACAAUCUUCCUUCUCUGCCCUCAGAACCAAUGGUUAUUCAUUGAAGAGCACACUCCUGAGUGGGAAUUUAUAUAAAUAAUGAUGCCUCCAUACAGUUAGAUUCCUGUCUGUUUUUGCAAAAGGCCUGGCUUAGGAAGACUUAAGAGUGCAAAACAAUCAGAGCUAAUAUUAUGUACAUUUUAAACUGAGGGGAAACUAUACUCAAUACCUCCCUUAGUACAUUCCUGAGUAGGAUAUUGCCAUUUUCAUACUGCAAGGAGUCACCCAAAAUGUGCUAAAAAUCUGGUUUUAUCUUUUUUAAUCUGUAUUCUGUGGGGAGAUUUUUUUGUUAUUAAUCUAUUGUGUUUAUAAGUUCUUUUUCUAAGCUUCUGGAAGAUUUGAACUGUGCAAAUUGAUUUUGGUAGGAUAAACUUAAAGUAUAUAGGCAAAUAUUUUUCACCUUGGCUGUACUAUGCAUCAAGUGGUAAUUGUUCUUUUAUCCCAGAGAGUAUUUGCUGGGGCAGGAAUUGCCAUGAUCCUUUCUUGGCGGAGGAACCCAGUUAUGUUCUACAUAAUGAUAAGUUCCAGUUUUGUGCUGUUACACAACCGCCUUACAGAAGAUUGAGCGUCUGCUGAAAAAUAGCUAUAGCCCUGGAAACAAAUUCCUGGCUCAGGCUAGAGCUGUGCCUUAUGAAAUUUCAUUUCUACUUACAUAUUACUUCAUGCAGGCUAUUAAGUGCUUCUUCACUCUGUGGAAGGAUUAGAUGACAUGGUCAUUCUAUACUGAUGUCAGUAGAAUAUGGCAGAGCAAUGGGAAGGAGGUUCAGAAGCAGUUAAUGUUAAAGCCCGUGAUGGUGCAUAAGUAAGUAUAACAGAGGUUAAUGAGUACAGUGUAGGUGUGACAUAAAUAGUACUCCAAGUUAUAAGCCUGGUGUAAACUAGUUGGAAAAAAGAAGUAAGUGACAGUUUGUAAUUUGCAGAGUUUUAGCAUGGAAGGGUACCAGAGUAGUGAAUAGGGCCAAAGGAUGUGCUUGUGUGGACAGAAAUCUAUCUCUGUUGACUUUGUUUAUAUCAGCAGAAACAAGAACAGAAAUUCUCUAAGCUUUUGCAUUUUUAAUUGUAGCAAAAUUACCCUUGUAUUUUUACAUGUGUUUUUCCUUCUGUGUCAUUUCUGAAGUGUUCAGAAAUGUAUGUGUUGACUUAGCCUGUUACUUGAGCAAUUUGUAACUCCAUUAGUGUGAGACAAACGUGACAGCCAUCAAUGCUUCUGUACAGUUCUUAAAUUAUGGAACUUGCACUUCCUGUUUGUGACAAUAUUAUCCCAGUUCUGUGCCUGUGGAAAACAAGGUUUGUAACUUGAAGCGAGACGCAGUGUUUGGGAAGAAGACAAAUGCAGUUUUCACAUGUACUCUUCUACAGACUAUGCACUUUAAAAGUAGAUGGAACUAGUCCAAAAACCUGGUUCUGAAAACCCACAGUGUUCUUGGAUUUCAGUGGCAAUAGGAGGUUCUGGGAGUCUGGCUUCAGCCUUGUACCUCUGAAUUCAUGAAGAGGAUUUGAUCCAACUACAAUGGGAGUUGCUUGGAUGCCGUCUUUAGAUUUUUUUGAGGGGAAAUAAUAACCUUAAUUUCCAUGUUUCCUUCUCUUACAAAUCAGUCUCAAGAAAUUGUGUAACUUGCAUUUAUGUUAAAAUUAAAUAGAUACUGCUGUUUUGCUUUGACUUUCA
Phalacrocorax carbo (great cormorant) is the source of this 3261-nucleotide messenger RNA. NCBI's taxonomy places the organism in Eukaryota, Metazoa, Chordata, Aves, Suliformes, Phalacrocoracidae. The record is from RefSeq and is a predicted model, not a curated record.